AUGGUUUGUACCUCCUGUAAAUUUCACAAGUUGGAAUGCGCUGCGCGAGAUGAAAGUCCGACAAGAUCGGAAAUUCAACGAUGUCUUGGCACUACGCUGGCACAAGUUUUUUUCGACUACAGUCAUCAGGAAGCUGUGAAGCUGUUAGAUUCAGCCGAACAACUUUCACAACAAUUAUGUUGCGCCUCACAAGACAGUCAGUUAAAGGCAGAUGCGAUGGUAGCGUGGAUGGAAAAGCAGAAAAUUCUUAAAUCGUAUCUACAUAGUGACAUUCUAGCACUGGGCGAAAGAGAGCUGAAGAAGUUUCAGGCAGAGAUCGAAGCAAUGAUGCAGAAAAAACUGAGGGAUGAAUUUGCAGAGGAAUGUCAUAUACUCGAAUCUGAAAAGAGGUUUAUCAUUAGACGCAACGCGGAUGAAAUUCAUUCUAAAUAUGAGGAAUAUUUCAAGGGCGCUCAGCAGGAAUUGACAGAGAAGUUACAGGUAGAGUUGAUGAAUAUAAAUGCCAAAUGUAAUGAGAAAUUGCAAAAGGCAAUCAUAAAAGCGCAAAUGGAUACAACACACGAUGUGCUAAGAAAAAUUCGGCCUCAGAUGAAUUGGGUUGUUACAUCUCUUUAUAAGGAACUUGAGCAAACUCGUCGGGCACAGAAAGAAAAAAUGAUUGUUGAUUUUAAUAACAUUAUGAGGGAACAGCAUUUCAAACUUGAUGCAAAGAUCAAGGAAAUUGAGAGCAAGAAAAUGGAACAGUUGCGUGCUCAGCGUCAUGAACUCGAAAUACAAAAUGUAAUGAAUAUUAUUUGUACUUUUUUCAUGGAAAGAUUACGUAGCAGUUUACAAUUGCAAAUAAUAAACAAAUAUUUUGAGGAAAAGAUUAAAUCCUUACAUGAACUUAUCGCUAAACAAGAAGAAACUAUAAAUACAAUGAGUGAGAAGAUUACAAAAUAUCGCAAUAAGAAUAAAAUGCUUCAAGAAAAAAUUAAUGCUCUUACUAAAGAAUUUCAAAAAUUUAUAAAUUUUGCAUUUAAUACCUUACCAGAACAUGCCGACUUUUUAUUGCCAUUAGAUUUACUUUCUGUAAAUAGUACAAACAAAGAGGAUAGUAAGCAAGAAAAAAGCGACAAAUAA
Molecule: messenger RNA, 1122 nt
Organism: Acromyrmex echinatior (Panamanian leafcutter ant)
Lineage: Eukaryota; Metazoa; Arthropoda; Insecta; Hymenoptera; Formicidae
Source: RefSeq, a predicted model, not a curated record